AUGGCACCCAACAAGACGCUCAUCUUCAAGCAAAUCCCCAAGGGCCUCCCGGUGCCCGGCCAGGACCUCGUCGUCGAGAACCGCGACAUUGACCUCGAGACCCCUCCCAAAGGCGGUCUCGUGCUGGAAGUGCUCGAGGCCUCUUACGACCCGUACCUGCGCGGGCGCAUGCGCGACGCCGGCACCAAGUCCUACUCGGCCGCCUUUGCCCUCAACGACCCCAUCACCAACGCGACCAUAUCUCGCGUGCUCAAGAGCGACAGCCCCGGCUUCCAGCCCGGCGACCUUGUGCGCGCGCACACGCCGCUCGCCGAGUACGCCCGCGUCGAGGACCCCGCCAAGGCGCUGGCGUACAAGAUCACGAACCCGCACAACGUCGACCUGUCGUACUUUCUCGGGCCCCUGGGCAUGUCCGGCCUCACCGCGUGGUCCAGCCUGUACAAGAUUGGCAAGCCCAAGCGAGGCGAGACCAUUUUUGUGAGCUCGGCCGCCGGCUCGGUCGGCCAGAUUGUCGGCCAGAUUGCCAAGCACGAAGGGCUGACUGUCAUUGGCUCCGUCGGGUCCGACGACAAGCUCGAGUUCAUCACAAAGGAGCUCGGCUUUGACGCGGGCUUCAACUACAAAAAGGAGAAGCCCGCGGACGCGCUGCCGCGGCUGGCGCCCGAGGGCCUUGAUAUCUACUAUGAGAACGUUGGUGGUGAGCAUCUCGCGGCCGCGCUCGACAACAUGAAAAUCGGCGGCAGAAUUCCCGUCUGCGGCAUGAUUAGCGGCUACAACCAGGACGCGGGUGAGCGUGCUAGCCUCAACAACCUCUUCCAGCUGGUCGCCAAGCAGAUUCUCAUGCAGGGCUUCCUUGUGUACGCGCCCGGAUUCGGCCCGGAUUACUUCCAGGAGCAUAUGGAGAAGCUGAGUGCCUGGUUGGCCGAUGGCACGUUCAAGUCGAAACUGCACUUUACCGACGGAAUUGACAAGGCCGCUGAGGGUUUCGUCGACAUGCUCGAGGGCAAGAACUUUGGCAAGGCCAUUCUACGGAUCAAGUCUUUGAAUUAG
This is a messenger RNA of Cordyceps militaris CM01, 1050 nucleotides long. RefSeq names its product NADP-dependent leukotriene B4 12-hydroxydehydrogenase. The transcript is spliced from 2 exons. The record is from RefSeq and is a predicted model, not a curated record. NCBI's taxonomy places the organism in Eukaryota, Fungi, Ascomycota, Sordariomycetes, Hypocreales, Cordycipitaceae. Gene Ontology annotation, molecular function: oxidoreductase activity, acting on the CH-CH group of donors, NAD or NADP as acceptor. Bases 1 to 1050 code for a protein of 349 amino acids.